Molecule: messenger RNA, 2391 nt
Organism: Aspergillus nidulans FGSC A4
Lineage: Eukaryota; Fungi; Ascomycota; Eurotiomycetes; Eurotiales; Aspergillaceae
Gene: npl4
Product: nuclear protein localization protein 4
Exons: 4
Coding region: 130-2088 (652 amino acids)
Biological process (GO): ribosome-associated ubiquitin-dependent protein catabolic process; DNA replication termination; cytoplasm protein quality control by the ubiquitin-proteasome system
Cellular component (GO): nuclear membrane; perinuclear region of cytoplasm; endoplasmic reticulum membrane
Molecular function (GO): K48-linked polyubiquitin modification-dependent protein binding
Source: RefSeq, a predicted model, not a curated record
CUUUCCUGCAUAUGUCCUCUACUUCUCAGAAAUUACUCAAUCUAUGGAAUGAGCAUAAGUGAGAUAGACAUAAUUCUCAUCCUCUAAACACCUCUACAGCACCCUACCCAUACCCGUCGAACUGCCGCCAUGACAUCCCGCACGAUUAUUCUGAGAUUCGAGAGUCGAAACGGCCAGUUUCGCCUGAAUGUCAGCCCACAAGAUAUGUUCCCAUCUCUAGAAACAAAGAUUCUGGAGCAUCUUCCCCCAGACACCGAACCAUCUUCGAUCAAGCUUUCCAACAAACCAAUUGGCGCUGCUGGUGACGAGCGUUUCUUGAAUACUCUGGAUGGAGUGUCUUUUGAGCAAGUUGGGCUUAGGUCAGGGCACGGAGACAAGCUCUACAUCGGUUAUCAAUCAAAGCAGGAUCUCCAAGAUGGUGCCAGUAAUGGGACUGCCGCUGGCUCGUCCGCUAGGCGGUUAAACGGAGCUCCUAUAAAUCAAGAGAUUACUCCCACUUCACGAGCACAAGCCGACAGAGUCGCCUCCGUUACUGUCAAGAACCCGUGGGAUGCUGUUAGGCAAUCGGCUCUUGACGACCGCUUGGAGAAGAAGGAUGGGAAAAUUCAUCGUUCUCGCGAUAACAAGAUGUGCAAACACAGUGCGAAGGGCAUGUGCGAUUACUGCAUGCCUCUAGAGCCGUACGACCCGAAAUACCUAGCCGAGAAGAAGAUCAAGCAUCUUUCUUUCCAUUCAUAUCUGCGCAAGAUCAAUGCCGCAACCAAUAAACCCGAACUCAAAAGCUCAUUCAUGCCACCUCUCAGUGAGCCAUACUAUAGAGUAAGGACAGAUUGCCCGUCUGGUCACCCGCCCUGGCCUGAAGGAAUCUGUACCAAGUGCCAGCCAAGUGCGAUCAGUCUGCAGCCUCAGGAAUAUCGCAUGGUUGACCAUGUUGAGUUUUCCACGCCCGAUCUUAUCAACUCGCUUCUCGAUUUCUGGCGAAAGUCUGGCACUCAGCGUCUGGGAUAUCUUUAUGGUACAUAUGAAGAGUACGACGAGGUGCCUCUUGGGAUAAAGGCCGUGGUGCAGGCUAUAUAUGAGCCUCCUCAGGUGGAUGAAGUCGAUGGUGUCACACUCCAUGAAUGGGAGAACGAGAAGGAUGUAGACGAGAUUGCCCGCCUUUGCGGACUCGAAAAAGUUGGGGUUAUUUUUACCGACUUGCUCGAUGCUGGGCGGGGCGACGGGAGCGUGCUUUGCAAACGACAUAUUGACUCGUAUUACCUUUCCUCCCUCGAGAUCGCCUUUGCGUCACGUUUGCAGAUGCAACAACCAAAAGCGACGAGAUGGAGCAGAACUGGCUAUUUCGGCUCUAAUUUUGUGACAUGUGUUCUUAGUGGAGAUGAGGAGGGUGCUAUCACUAUCAGCUCUUACCAAGCUUCGGUUGCCGCGGUGGAAAUGAUUAGGGCCGACAUCAUUGAGCCGUCCGCAGAGCCAUCGGUGAUGCUAGUUCAAUCAGAAGACGAUGACACCAACAAAUCACGCUACAUACCUGAGGUUUUCUAUCGGAAAAUCAACGAGUAUGGAGUAUCGGCCCAGGUAAACGCUAAGCCAGCCUUCCCGGUCGAGUACCUUUUGGUCACCCUGACGCACGGGUUCCCUACGGAAUCGAAGCCACUUUUCAUUGACAGCACAUAUCCGAUUGAAAACCGCGAGGUCAUAGGCGAAGGACAGGAAUUCCACUCCCUCGCUCGGAAACUAGUUUCACACGGUGAUCCCCAAAAGGCAAUUCGGGCAGUAUCUGACUUCCAUCUUCUGUGCUUCCUUCGCACGUUCUCUACUUUCAGCAAGGAAGAAGAAGCACUCCUUUGCCGUGUAGCUACGACUCAGAACCCCACAGACGGACUACAACUCAUCAAUACUCCCGGAUGGGCAACAUUGGUCACUAUUCUUCAGGACAGCGGUGAGCGGCCCCCCAAGCGUCCCUGGCUGGACCCUUCACACCCUGUACCCCAACCCGGAAAACGUUACUCUCCCUCGUCAAGACAUGAGUCUCCCAGAUCUGAAAGUGAACAGCUUGCUAAGAGGUUCAAGGGAGCUAGUCUAAGGUGAACGGUCGAUGUUCUCCGAGCCGCCGCGCCUGCCCACCCAUCCCACCUUUGUAUCAGUGCGAAUGACCAGCAUGCCAUCUUUGAUCCUAUUCAUUAGUCUGGAUUGCCUAAGUCCCCGAAUCGGACGUCCGGAGAAUGUGCCCCUUUGUCGGUUAUCUAUACGGCGUUGUUAAGUAUUUGGUAAAGACUUUGGAUAGUCGUCAAAGUCAUGGAACGGUUUGGGCACGAUGCAAAUUUCGGGUCAGUAUGUACGUGCAGGUAAUAGGUAAACCGGCUCAAGAGAAAUCAAUAUAGCAUUCAUUCU